This is a messenger RNA of Haliotis rufescens (red abalone), 5930 nucleotides long. Its product is annotated as serine/threonine-protein phosphatase 6 regulatory ankyrin repeat subunit B-like. NCBI's taxonomy places the organism in Eukaryota, Metazoa, Mollusca, Gastropoda, Lepetellida, Haliotidae. Gene Ontology annotation, molecular function: protein binding. The transcript is spliced from 9 exons. The record is from RefSeq and is a predicted model, not a curated record. Bases 1026 to 5558 code for a protein of 1510 amino acids.
ACAGCUAACAGAAAUGUAUGUUUGAUAGAGAUUCUGUCAAUGUUGCAUCCUGGCGUCCAGGGAACAGUGUUACAGACAUCGUGCCUAUAAUAUGUGUUUGAUCCAACACACCUACAUCAUGUGCCGACCCGUGAAGAUCCGGGAAAGAAUAGAUCUUCAGCAACCCAUACUUGCCGUAAAAGGCGACCAACGGCUUGGAUAAUAGGAAGGCUUGGAGCCAUACACUAUCCGGAGCACAGUGUAAGUCUAGCACUAGGCAUUGUAACGGGUGCCAUGUGUGCGUGAAGCUAUGGCAUUGUCUCUGGGUAACUGUUGUGCCAAUUCGGCAAUGACGCCGGGUGUUGUUGGCACUCUAUACCCUCUACCAAAGCAAGCUCCACACCGAUAUGUCAGGAAUACACUGUUGUGCCAAUUCGAUAUGUCAGGAAUACACAGAGUACUCCAGUGACGUAAGAAGAAGUCAGCGAAUCUCGCCACACACUAAAGCAGUUCUUCAAUGACGCCGGUUGCUGUUGGCAUUCUAUACCCUCUACCAAAGCAAGCUCCACGUCAGGAAUACACUAUUUUUAAUUUUGAAUGCAAGCUCUUUGGGUUAACGUCAGUUGUCAGUGUCAUAUGUGAAUGGACGUGUACAAUAUUUAGUCCAUACCAAUUGUGUCACACAAAGCUGGGUGACGUCAAGCUUUCAUAUCACCUCACCUGUUCGAGGCAUCAAACUGAGUACCCGUUUAUUGGAAGUGUGAAUGCUUUGCUCUAGUUGAACAGGAAGCUGGUGAAACUGUUUGCAUUGUCUUCGUCGUUACAGAAGUAGGAUCAAUGGGAAGAAUGCGGUAGUUAUGUCAGCAAUAGUGUGGCUUGGGGCAGUGUUGAUGUAAAUGCAUUUAUCUCUCCACCUCUGUAUGUUUACUGACGACGGAUGAAAGAAGCUCAGACGUUUUGUAGUACGCUCCGUUUGCUUUGGCUGCAGGGAAUUGUUGAUAACAGUUCUUUGAAAACAAGUGUAGUUGUUGUUUCCACCAGUACGCAUGAUGCCGGAGAAGAAUGCGGUAGUCUUGUCAGCAACAAUGUGGCUUGGGGCAGUUCUCGUGUUAACAUUUUCAGCAUCACAAGUGUAUGGACAGACGAAUUGUGUAUGGGGAAGAUGGGGAGAUCAGUGCGAAAAAGCCUGCCCUGAACGUUGUAUUGUCAAUGAAGCCAGGAAUCUCCAGCACUGCCACAAGUUGACUGGGAAGUGUUCUGAGGGAUGCAUGCGUGGGUGGCAUGGCGAUAUGUGUGUUCUACCUUGUAGCAGCCACUGCGAAAAGAACACAUGCAACCGGCAGAAUGGUCUGUGUAGUUUUGGCUGUGAUGGAACCUACAGAGGAGACUUCUGCAAUAUCACAACAGUAGUGGUUUCAACGCACUCAACGUCACCGACACCACGGGCAUCUACACCUAGGCCUGGGAAAUACACGGACCUAGUCGUGAUUAUUGUCCCCAUCAUCAUCAUCAUCAUAAUCUGCCUUGUCACAGUCGUAGUGGUGGCAUUUAUAGUAAGAAAACGGAAAAAGAGAAGAAAAAACGGCGAUGGCAGGUCCCCGGAAGACAUUCCCUUAAUGGAAAGAAGUAGAGCGGCCUUUGGCAAAUUGGGACAUGGUCUGGAUGAACAACGCAUGGAGCCAGAUCCAAUUGACCGAGAGAUAAACAAUACACGAACAUUGUUUGUGGAAACUGAAAACUUUAAGAAAGUGAGAGAAAUGUUGGAGACGUUCCAUCAUGUGACCAUCAGUGGUGCUCCGGGUGAAGGUAAAACAUCCAUGGCCCUGAUGCUGGGAGCUGAAUACAGGAAGCAGGGGUAUGAGCUGGUACUGGUUGAUGAUCUCGCACAAGUAAACUUGUCUGACUGGCAAGGCCAUGAUGUAUGUGUGAUAUUUGAUGACAUAUUUCAGAAGGCAGGGUCCCAUAUGGAUGUGCCUCGUUUUAAACACCUUCUGUAUGACCUCCAUCUGUACCUAGCACAGUGCAAGGACAGGUCUGAGAGACGAUAUGAGAGUAUGCAGCAGGAGUCGGGAGAGGAAGAAAGAAGAGACAAUCAGUCAGACAUGUACCUCAUAUUCACCACAGAAACCUCCGCACUAGAACAUGCAAUGUUAAAACUUGAAGGUCAUCCAAUUUGGUUUUUCAAUAACUCUGCAAAAGCAUUAUUGUCUUACACACCGGAGGAGAAGAAAGAAAUAUGGAUGAAACAUAAACACCAUUACAAAUGCAAAGCAGAAGUGGAUGAGAUCGAACUUGGUGCAUGUGAUGAACAAACUGUUGGAUUUCCUCUUAUUUGCAAAUUGUUCUCCAGUUAUGCUGCCUUUCAAGAACAAGAUGAAACGUUUUGGGAACAUCCUGUAUUCUAUCUUAAACGGGAACUUGAUACAGUGAUUAAUAGAAGGGAUGACCACUCAGCUGCCCUAAUCCUGGUGCUCCUGUGUGACGGGCAGCUGAACCUAAGUCAGCUGGAGACUGAAUCUGACAACCCAGACCUGGAUGUCCACAUCAAGGCAGCUCUGUCCUUUGUGAAGACAUCAACCAGACAAGAUGUAGAUGAGGCUGUCAGAAGUUUAUGUGGUUCGCUUUUGACAGAAGGAAACUUAAUAACAUUUUCCCAUUCAAUGAUUUAUGAUGUCUGUGCUUCUGUCUUGUUUAGUAUUGAUCCAGAAUUUAUCCGUAAACAUUGCAGUAUUAAGUUCCUCUUUGAGCAUGUACAGGAUCAGCAAGCAGACAUGGCUGCCGUCGAAACACACCAGCUCAUUAUUCCUUUCUCAGGGGCCUACAGUGAAACCAUUGUUGACAGAAUGGCUGAUUAUCUUGCCAGUGGGGCUUUAAGUGAAUACAUCAUGCAUCCCAUAUAUAAAAGGAAAGAAAUAGCUGACAAAUUAUCUCAAAUGAUUAAAGAUCCCACUUCUCUGUCUCAUGAUGAUAUGCACAACAUCUUCCAUUGUGUAUGCUUCAAUGGGAACAAUAAUAUCCUGAAGCAACUUGUUCCUCACUGUGACAUCAAUAGACGUGGGUUGAAUGGUUGGACGCCUGCUAUGUUCGCAGUUGUCUCCGGACAGAUGGAAAGUUUGAAACUCCUGGUGAAACACAAAGCUGAUAUAGAACUAUGUGACAGCAACAACAACAGCCUAUUACAUUUGGCCAUUGAGAAUGGAACAACUGCCAGUGUAGAAUAUCUACUUAAAGAACAUAAAAUUGACAUCAACACUCGAGGAAUGCAUGGCUGGACACCACUUGUGUGUGCAGUGUUUGCUGGGAAGAAGGAUGUUUUGGAUGUUCUUUUGAAACACAAAGCUGACAAUAGAUUAAGAGAUACCAACAUCAGGAAUGCGAUACAUCUGGCAUGUGAGUGGGGAGGAAAUUCCAUUGUGGGACAUCUUCUGCCAUUCACGGAUGUGAAUUCCCAUGGAAAACAUGGUCACACACCAAUAAUGUGUUCAGUAUCAUCUGGAAAGAAGAAAACAUUCGACCUUCUUUUGACAAAGAAUGCAGACAUCAACCUGACUGAUGAUGACAACAACAGCAUCCUUCAUGUGGCUUGCCAGCCGGAUAAUACAUCUAUUUUAGAGUAUCUACUUACACAGCUUGACAUCAAUAGGCCGGGAAAACAUGGCUGGACACCAGUUAUGAAGGCAGCUGUGAAUGGCAGGAAGGAUGUAUUUGACCUGCUUGUGAAAGAGAAAGUGAAUAUUGAACUGACUGAUGACAGUGGUAACAAUCUCCUCCAUCUUGCAUGUCACAGCGGAAAUGCCUCCAUUGUGAAAUACCUACUCCCACAGUUUAACAUCAACAGUCGUGGAGGCAAUGGCUGGACGCCAGUGAUGUUUGCGGCUGUCAAUGGAGACAGUGAUGUGUUCCGCCUGCUUGUGUCAAAUGGUGCUGAUCUCUCCCUGGAAGAUGACUACAACAACUCUGUAUUUCAUUUAGGAUGUAUCGGAGGAAACAGAACCAUAGUGAAAGAUCUACUGCCAAAAGCUGAUAAGAACAGUCAGGGAAACCUUGGGAGAACAGGGGUUAUGAAGUCUGCUUGGGCAGGCAAUGCCGAUGUUUUCACACUUCUUGUGGGAAAGAAAGCUGAUCUCACAACAAUUGAUGAUAACAAUGAUACCAUACUUCACCUUGCCAGUCAGGGUGGGAAUUGCUCAAUUGUGAAAUAUCUGAUAGGGGGAAAGUUUGAGAUAAAUUGUCGUGGAAAAGACGAUUUGACAACUUUGAUGUCUGCAGCCUGGUCUGGAAAGAAAGAUGCGUUUGAACUUAUUUCUUCAAGGGAAGCUUCCAUGUCCCUUUUCAAUGAAUAUCGUGACACAAUCCUCCACUUGGCAUGUGAAGGGGGAAAUAUAUCCAUUGUAGAAUCACUUCUGUCAAAAGUAGAUGUUAACACUCGGGGAAAGAAUGGUCGGACUCCAGUCAUGGUUGCAGCAUUGGUUGGGAAGAAGGAUGUGUUUGACUUUCUGGUUUCAAAGAAAGCUGAUCUCACACUGCCUGAUGACUACAGUAACACCAUUCUUCAUCUUGCAUGCCGGGGUGGAAAUACGUUCAUCAUAGAGCAUCUCAUACCACUGUUUGACAUGAACAGACCUGGAGAAGAUGGAUUGACACCAUUAAUGAUGGGAGCUCUCAGUAGGAAGAAGGAAGCUUAUGAUCUGAUUACAAGUAAUGGGGGUAAUCAAUCAUUAACGGCCUCUGAAAAUGAUAUUGUUCUUCAUGCAGCCUGUCUUGGGGGUAAUCUAGCCAUUGUUAAGGAGGUGAUUGACAGCUUUGACAUCAACACCAGGGGAAGGAAUGGCGAGAUUCCUCUGAUGCGAGCAGUCUGUGGAGGCCACAUUGCUGUCUACAGAUAUUUGAUGUCCCGUGGUGCUGACCAUACUCUGGUGGACAAUGACGGACACACUCUACUACAUCUUGCAUGUCAUCACGGACAGCUUGCAAUGUUGAAACAUAUCAUAGCUGAUUUUGAUGUCAACUCAAAGGACAAUAUGGGCCUCACAACCGUCAUGACGGCUGUACUGCACAGAAAAGCUGCAGUUGUCAAAUACCUGACCAGUAGAGGAGCGGAUCUGACUUCAGUUGACAACACGGGAGACGAUGCCCUUACUCUCGCCCUGAAACUCGGUAACAGACAAAUCAUAAAACAACUGGACAGAAAACAAGUCAAACAAGUGGCACCGUGGAAUGAGCUAAUGAAGUCCCUGGUCAGGGGUGAAGUAGUAUUCCUGAAGACCUACAGUCGAGGGAGUACUGACCUGGUUCAGACAGAUCAGGAUGGAGACAGUUUACUACAUCUGGCCUGUCGAGGAGGGAACAGACUAUGUGUGGAGUAUCUGCUCCCAUCCUAUGACGUCAAUGUCCGUGGUCGCCAUGGCUGGACACCGGUGAUGAUGGCGGCUGUGUGUGGACAUGCUGAUGUCUUCCGGCUACUGGUGGAUCAUGAGGCAGAUCUCUUCCUGGAAUCACCCACAGGGGAAAAUAUGCUCACACUGGCGCGGCGUGGAAACAACAAAGAAAUAAUCACACAAAUAGAGAAACAUGAUUAGAAUGAAAGUAUUCCAUGAACAUUAAAUCUGAGCAAAGUAUUGAAUUCUUCAUUUAUAUUGAACUUACAUCUCCAUAUUUUUUUUACAAUAACGAAUGGAAAGGAGAGUGACAGACCCAUGGCAUAACGUCACAGCGACAAAUCCGCCUGUGUUUCCUUGUUUGUUGGAAGCAUGAUACUCACAUAUGUGUUUAUGUGAACAGCACACAUUGAUUGCUUUGCGAUCAGGUGCUACACAAUCGCGUUUGUCAACCGUAAAUAAUAAUGGUUAUGCAAUGCCACGACUUGCGGAAAGUCAACGUUCAUGCGCGGAUGGUAUUGGGUGUCAGGCCCUGUGGUCUCGUGGUAGAGCGUCCGCUCGGAGAUCGGGAGG